This is a messenger RNA of Populus nigra (black poplar), 2229 nucleotides long. RefSeq names its product acidic leucine-rich nuclear phosphoprotein 32-related protein-like. Gene Ontology annotation, molecular function: histone binding. Gene Ontology annotation, cellular component: nucleus. The transcript is spliced from 3 exons. Bases 295 to 1701 code for a protein of 468 amino acids. Lineage: Eukaryota; Viridiplantae; Streptophyta; Magnoliopsida; Malpighiales; Salicaceae. The record is from RefSeq and is a predicted model, not a curated record.
CUCUUUUAACCAAUAAAAAACCACAGGUCCACGGCUGCUUUUAAAAACAAAAAACAGAGGAAGAGGAAGAGAAACAGAGAGUAGAAAAUCAAGUGUUAGUCCUUUAGCUUUCUAUUUCCCUUUUAACACCCCCCCCCCCCAAAAAAAAAAAAAAAACUAUAUCACACAGCAAGAAAAUCCUGCAGCCUCAGAAAAAAAAUUUAGGGUUUGUAGCUACUGAAUCCGCUUUUGAUCUAGAAUGAAAUUAGUUUGAGAUUAAAAGGAGAUUUGGUGAUUAUUGUGGUUAAAUUUUUGAUGGAUGAGAUCUGGGAAAGAGCAGUGGAGACAGCAUUAGAGGGGCAAACAGAUAACUUAGCGGUAAGAGCCCUAACCCUAGACGGUGCUGUUAAGUGUAUACAAGGAAGAUUACCAGCAGCUCCAAGUUUAUUUGAAAAAUUCGAGAAUCUUCAACACCUAUCUAUUGCAAGUAUUGGCGUUUCAACGUUAGAGCAAUUUCCUCGUCUUGGAAAUCUAGAGAAAUUAAUUUUAUCUGAUAAUAGAAUCUCUGGUGGAUUAGAAUUUCUGGUGGAAGCUGGACUCGAUUCGCUUCGGGAUUUGGAUUUGUCAAAUAAUAGGAUUCAGUAUAUUGAAGAUCUAGCACCUUUGGCUAAGUUAAGGUUGGUUUCGCUUGAUUUGUACGAGUGUCCGGUUACGAGAGUCAAGGAUUAUCGGGCUAGGGUUUUUGGAUUGAUUAGUUCGUUGAAGUAUUUGGAUAAAAUGGAUGCCGAGGAGAAUGAGAGACCGGAGUCUGAUGAUGAGGAGGAGGAAGAGGAGGAGGAGGAGGAGGAUCCUGGGAGUGGUGAGGUUGAUGGGGAGGGGGAAAGGCCGUUGGGGAUGAAUAACGGGCAUAGUGAAGUUGGGGAAGGGAUUGUUGAUGUGGAUGAGGAAGAGGAGAGCGAGGCGGAUGAGGAGGAGGCAGAGACGGGGAGAGAUGGUAAUGGGGUUAGACAGAAUGGGUUUCGGGUUGAGGUAGUGGACAGGAGGGAGGAGGAGGGAGGGGAGGGGGAGGAGGGAGAUGAGUUUGGGGAAGAGGAAAUUGAUGAGGAUGAUGAUGAUGUGGUGGAAGUGCAUGAGAUUGGUGACGAUAGUGACGAGGAUGAUGAUGCUGUGGAGUAUGAGGAGGAGGAGGAGGACGAUGAUGAUGACAACGAAGAUGAUGAUGAAGAAGAUGAAGAGGGGGAGGAGGAGGAGGUGGAUAAUGAUGAAGGGGAUCUUGGUGAGCCGGAGAGUACAGGAAGAUUAACGAGUACAGAAGGGGAGAUUGAUGGGCAUGAGCAAGGGGAGGAUGAUGGUGAAGAGGAUGAUAAUGGAGAGACUGGUGAGGAGGAGCAAGUUGUUGAGGAUGAUGGAGAGUUUGACGAUGAGGAAGAUGGUGAGGAGGAGGAUGAAGACUCCGAUGAAGGGUACUUGGUUCAACCAGUGGGGCAGGCAGAAGUUCAUCAUGAUACUGGAGGCAGUGACUUGGAGCCAGGGAAUGAGGAAGAUGAUCCUGAAGGGGAGGAAGAAGUUGAUGAUGAUGAUGAAUUGCAGAUGUUACCAUCAUCGUCACACCUUAAGAGGAAGAGAGAUGAAGAUGAGGAGGAAGAUGGUGAGGAGGAGGAGGAUGAUGAGGAGGAGGAUGUUGUUGAAUAUACAAAGUCAUCAUCGAAGAAGCACCAUUAGCUCUUCUUCAAUCUCCUGGCAGGUGUGGAGGCCAUGUGUCCACUUGAGAGCUCAAUCUCAAAGAAAUCAAUUCAGCAUCAUCUUCACCACCAGCUCUAAAAUGCGCGCGCGCACACGGAAAAAAAAAAAAAAAACACCUUGAAUCACGUGACGUGGGACCUGGUAUAUUAUUUGGCUAGGAGGAGCAGGUGCAUCAUGUGAAUCUGAUCAGGCGGUAUUAAAGUUUUUGACACUUCCUCUUCUCUCUUGAGAUUGGACUGUCAUUUUGCUUGCAUCAGGUGCUUCGGACACAGGUGAACCCAAACAACUAGUAGUAGAGAAAGUAAUUGAGCCAGCCAACCCUAGUUUUUCUCUAGCUUUUAGCCCAGGCCAAGCCGAGGCUGAGGCUUUGAAAGACUUGACCGGCUGCGACUCCGGGCCCUCAGUGAAGAAGUGGACAUGUCUCUAUCUUGUUGGUUUUCCCCAAAUUAACUUUGUUCAAAAAUCAGAGAAUAAUAAAAGAAUAUCUGGGACUUUUUUUUUUUUUAA